This is a messenger RNA of Volvox carteri f. nagariensis, 2968 nucleotides long. RefSeq lists its product as uncharacterized. The record is from RefSeq and is a predicted model, not a curated record. Lineage: Eukaryota; Viridiplantae; Chlorophyta; Chlorophyceae; Chlamydomonadales; Volvocaceae. Gene Ontology annotation, cellular component: ribonucleoprotein complex. Bases 614 to 2500 code for a protein of 628 amino acids. The transcript has 8 exons. Gene Ontology annotation, molecular function: RNA binding.
ACUGUAACCUAUACAUGUCUGCGAGCAGUCAUCUCAUUGUUAACAGGCUGCCCGGCUGGCAGUGCAAGCAUAGGGUUAGCGCAUGGGUGUGCACUUGGUGAUUGGGAUCCCAAGAAUAAAUUUGCAGAUGUAAUACUAAGAAAUGCAUGUAAAGCGUGAUUUAUCGUAAGGGGCUCUUGCUGAAUGUUUGCCAAAGACAUGGUCACCCAGAAACAAUUGCGCUGGCGCCCAGACUGUUUGAAGAAAAACCUUUUUAUUUCAUCUCAUAUCACAGCAACUUUAUGGUACACAGCUCAUUUUCUUCUAGAACGUCUCACGCCAGCUCGGCCAUUUGCAUGAGGCGGAGCCGACGCCGUACACGAAGAAGUUAUGAUUUGUUUAUACAUCCAUAUGCUCAAUUUUAGAUUAUCUAUUGCAAAAUAUUACAGCAGUUUGCGUAUUCAAAGCAAGUCACACUAAGCACCCCCUUGACCUGCGGUCCGAGAAAAACUCCUUGCAUUUUGGCUUCUGUUCCGUUGCUAGUGACAGCUUAUGCGGCAGGCUCAAUUCGAGGAUACACUGGCUCGCACGGGUCUCCACCAGUUAUAGAGGGGCUUUGUCCGAUCCGGGUUCGAUGUCGUCGUCGUCUUCCCAAGUGCAGCAGUCUCUUGCGGGCACGCUGGCGGCGCCCAUUACAGCUCUGCCUCAUGAUGGCUCCGUGGUUAAGAUGAAGGGCUUGCCCUUCAAGGGCGGCAAGGAGGACAUCAUUAAGUUCUUUGCGGGCUUCACGGUCCGGCCAGACCAGGUUUUCCUGCGUAAGCAUCCGGAUGGCCGUCCUAAUGGCGAGGCGUUUGUGGUCUUUGAGGACAGCGACGAGGCCAGGAGGGCUACACAGAAGGACCGUGAAACAUUUGGAGAAAAGUUUGGAGACCGCUAUGUGCGGGUGUACCCCACGCUCGACUCGGACAUCCCAGACAUGCAAGCCGCCGUCGCCCAGGCACAGCUUCAUGAGCAAGCACAGGGCUCAGGCAACCAUGGUCAUGGAGCUCAUUCAGAUAGCGUGGUAAAGAUCAAGAGCCUGCCUUUUGACGCAACCCAGCUGGACAUUAUUCAGUUCUUUGAGAACUUCAAACUCAAGCCUAAUGGCGUCCAGCUAGUGGUUCGCUCGGAUAACAAGCCAACGGGCGAGGCAUUCGUGGACUUCGAGACACCCGAGGAAGCGGCUCGCUCCAUUAAGGAGAAAGAUCACAAAGUCUUUUCGGAGAAGUUUGGCGACCGUUAUGUCCGGUUAAUACAGGUGUCCCGUAAGGAGAUGCAAGCCACACUCGCCCUUCGGUUCGGUGGCGAGGGUGUGCUUAAGAUGAAGGGGAUUCCUUUCAAGGCCACCGCUGUGGACGUUAGGAAAUUCUUCACCGGCUACAAGGUCAAGACGGAGGGCGUAAGCUUUAUCAUGCACGCGGAUGGCCGGCCGACGGGAAUGGCAUUUAUCGAAUUUGAGACUCCGCAGGAAGCUGUCCGCGCCAUGGAGAAGGACCGCGCCAAGUUUGGCCCAGAAUACGGUGACCGAUUCUGCAUGCUGCAGCUCGUCGGCCGACAUGAGAUGGAAAAGGUCACCUUGCAGCGGGAAAAUGAGAACACAGCCAACAAGCUGUUGAACGGCAUCAACGUGUUGCAGGCAGCUGCUCUGGCAACCCAUGCCGCUCUCAACAACCCAGCGCUGCAGCCUAUUCUCAUGGCGGGGCCGAAUCCGUGGCUCAAUCCGAUCUACCAGGGUAUGGGUCUCGUCAACCCGGCCACGGCUAAUCCAGCUGCGGCCGCAGCAGCACUAGCGGCGAAUGCACAGCUUGCGCAGGUCCCCGGCGCAUCGCCAACCGCGCCGAUGCUGGACGCAUCCGCGCUGUCGGCGGCGACGCAGUACGGUGGACCCCUACCCCAAGGGCCUCAACUGGUCAACGGCGGCAUGAAUGCGGCCGCCCUGAGCCUUUUGCAACAGCAACAGGCGCCGGCGUCCGCAGGGGGAGUGAGCGUGGACCCGACGACGUCGACGGUGGGCUGGCCACUGGAUCCGGCCGCCGCCGCUGCGGCUAGCAACCUGCAGCUUUUCUAUCAGAACGCCGCAUCGACAGCGCCGCAGGACUGGGCCCGUGCAGCGGCCGCGACCGCUGCAGAUCCGCGGCUGGUACCGGGGAUGACGGCGACUUUGGACAAUAUGCCCGCCAACAGCGUCACGCCUCAUUCCCUGGCGCCCCCUACACCAUUGGAUUUAAUAGCUAUGAAGGAAACAAUACCGGUGGUUGCGGCGCUUGGUAAGUCGCUCGGAGUGGCAGCGGCACCACCACUGCAUCCGCCGGUGUACGGUGCACCGCUAGCCUGCAUACGCCCUGAAGGGGUGCCCGUACCGCCAGCUGCUGCAUUGGCUGCUACGGCGGCUGCGGGGAUGCCGGCUUCCAUUGCGAUGCCGGUGGCAGUGGACGACCCGGCGGCGGUGGCCCGGGCGGCGGCGGGGAACUCUGUUAUGUGAGACCGCUGCCAGCCUCUGCCGCUACGUUUAUAAAGGAGUCCAAUGCUAUGCUGAAGAGAGAAUCAGUCUCGACGGCAGCGUAGGACGCCGUUAACACAUGCAGUGAGCUGACCGCUUUGCUUUUAGCGCCAUGGCCUGCCAUGGGUCGUAAGCCAUGGUUGGACAGCCAUUUUGCCUCGGUAUGUUAAUCGUUAUGCAUGAGAAUGGGAUAUGAAGCUAGUCUUAAGGAGCUGCAAGGACGUUGUGGAAUGAAUCCCUAUCCAUCUCCGUCUAUCUAAUCCAUGAACUUGUUGGACAACCGCUUCAACUACUGUUGCUGAUGACGUCGUCAACAUCGCAAGAGGAACUACUUCAAUGAGAGGCGUGUGUUUUUCAGCUGUGUGGAACAUACGCGUGUUUUGAUGUGCGGGCGACGCAUGCCUCUCGUGAGCCGAGCGAGUGAGGGUUGCUGUUUGGUUGCUAGCUUUG